AUGACAACUACACUCUUCGAUAACUAUAUAAACCUUUAUAAUUUUGUUAAUUCAAAAAUGUCCAGACUUAGCAAUAAUCACAUUGUGAUUAUCUCGAAGUACUUUAAAACAAUUAAAGAUUUUAUUAAUCUUGAAUUGGUUUGUAAAAAGUACUCUAAUUACAUGAAAAAGUUUCUUUGCAACCCAAUUCCAUUGACUUACAAAACAAUUGAAUACUUUCCAAACAUCACAACACUCAAUUUGUGGAAUAAAGAUGAAGAAAAUUUUGGCAAUGGUUUUCUUGUCAAAACAAAUGAUGUUGACUAUAAUGAUAUUAACAUGGGUAAGGAAAUUGUGGUAAAGAAAACCUUCAAACAAAUUGUCGCAUGGUUCAAUGUUAUUUGUACAACUGUUCAAAUAAAUGUCAAUAGAAAUAUUAUUUUUAAAAAUAUGACAUUUACACGUAGUGAUAGAAUAUUAUUUGGUGAAAACAUUCCAUCAAAUGCCACAUCAAUUGAAAAUGAAUGUUUUAAUGAUUGUUACAGUUUAAGCAGUAUCACAAUUCCUUCAAAUAUCACAUCUAUUGGUAAAAUGUGUUUUUUAAAUUGUAGCAAUUUGAGCAAAGUAGUACUACCUCCAAAUAUCACAUCAAUUGAAUAUCAGUGUUUUAAAAAUUGUAGCAAACUAACCAAUGUGGUUAUACCAACAGGUGUUGUAUCGAUUAUUGAUAGUUGUUUUUUGAAUUGUACCUCUUUAAGCAGUAUUAUUAUUCCAUCAAAUGUGAUAACAAUUUAUAGUUGGGUUUUUAGAAAUUGUGUUGGUCUAAAUAGUGUGGUAAUACCACCGAAAAUUACAUUACUUGAUGAGUGUUGUUUUUUUCAAUGUACUAAUUUAAUAGAUGUGAUAUUUGGAACAAGUGUUGUUUCAAUUGGUGAAAGUUGUUUUAAAGAAUGCAGUAAAUUAAGUUGUAUAGUAAUACCAUCAAGUGUCACGUUUAUUGGCAAAAACUGUUUCGAUAAUUGUAACAAUUUAAGCAAAGUUGUAUUACCGCCAAACAUAAAAGAAAUCACUUAUGGUUGUUUUGAGUAUUGUGUUAGUUUGAAAAGUAUUGAAAUACCCACAAGUGUUACAUCGAUAAGUUUUUAUUCAUUCAAAGAUUGCAGUUCUUUGAGCAGUAUUAUAAUAACAUCCAAUGUUAAAUACAUUGAAGGGGACGCGUUCUACAAUUGUAUAAAUUUGAAAGAUGUGACUAUCCCAUCCAGUGUUGUAGCUUUGAAUAAUAAUUGUUUUGGUAAUUGUAGCAAAUUAAGUAGUGUAGUGAAAGCAUCAAGUGUUACAUCUAUAGGCAGAAGAUGUUUUAAUAAUUGUAAGAGUUUAAAAGAUGUAGUAAUACCACCAAGUAUUACAAAAAUUAGAAAUAAAUUGUUGUUGACCUCCAAAAUCAAUGUUUUAAAGAUUGUUGUGCUUUAA
This is a messenger RNA of Entamoeba invadens IP1, 1449 nucleotides long. RefSeq lists its product as hypothetical. The coding region runs from base 1 to 1449 and encodes 482 amino acids. The record is from RefSeq and is a predicted model, not a curated record. The transcript is spliced from 2 exons. NCBI's taxonomy places the organism in Eukaryota, Evosea, Mastigamoebida, Endamoebidae.